CAAUAGACUUUUUUACGAUUUGCGAACAACCUCUCGUUUUGAAUGAUGCAAAGACAUGUAGUUAAACGUUAUACGUCAUGUUCUUAACUGGAAUAGUUUUGUACACUCGUGCGGUGUGUAGUAUAGGGAUUCAGGCGCCAGGGACAGCCCUACAUGUGUUGCCGGCUCAGUAGUGGCUAUUGCGUGAGCUUUAGGUGCGGGCCGGUGUAGUGAUAGAACCAUGCCGACUGUCAGUGUAAAGAGGGAUUUGCUGUAUGACGCCUUGGGCCGCACUUACACUGAUGAAGAAUUUGAUGAACUCUGCUUUGAAUUUGGCCUAGAGUUGGAUGAAAUUACCUCAGAACGUGAGAUUAUCAGCAAGGAAAAGGGCAAUGUGAAGGCAGAAGGGGCCUCAGAUGUUGUUCUCUUUAAGAUUGAUGUACCUGCCAACCGCUAUGACCUUCUGUGCAUAGAGGGGCUUGUUCGAGGACUACAGGUCUUCAAAGAAAGAUUAGAGGCACCAAGGUAUAAGAGUAUCACCCCAUCAGAUCAAGGGCUGCAGAGGCUCUUCAUCACAGAGGAGACUGCUGUAGUCCGUCCCCAUGCAGUGGCUGCAGUACUCCGGAACAUUACAUUUACUCAGGAACGAUAUGAGAGCUUCAUUGAUCUGCAGGAGAAGCUGCACCAGAACAUCUGCAGACGAAGAACGUUGGUGGCAAUUGGCACACAUGACUUGGACACCAUCUCUGGCCCAUUUUUAUACACAGCUAAGCCACCUGCAAGUAUCAAAUUUAAGGCCCUGAACCAAAGCAAGGAGUUAACAGCCCCAGAGCUGAUGGAUUUGUACAGAGCUGACAGCCAUAUGAAGCACUAUCUGCACAUCAUUGAGGAUAAGCCUUUUUACCCUGUAAUCUAUGACCAUAACGGUGUGCUGUUGUCCAUGCCGCCAAUCAUCAACGGGGAUCAUUCAAGAAUCACCUUAAAUACUCGCAAUGUAUUCAUUGAAUGCACUGCAACUGAUCUGACAAAGGCCAAAAUAGUAUUGGAUAUCAUGGUCACCAUGUUCAGUGAAUACUGUGCCGAACCCUUCACUGUAGAGGCAGCCGAAGUUAUUCGGCCUGAUGGAUCGAGUUGUAUUUACCCUGAACUAGCAUACAGGAAGGAAAUUGUACCUGCAGAGAAAAUGAACUCUAAAAUUGGAAUCAGCGAAACACCAUCCAACCUGGCAAAGCUGCUCACGCGUAUGUGCUUAAAGUCUCACGUGCUCGAAGAUGGGGAGCAAAUCGAAAUAGAGGUCCCUCCAACAAGAGCAGACAUUAUCCACGCCUGUGACAUUGUGGAGGAUGCAGCGGUUGCUUAUGGGUUCAAUAACAUCAAGAUGGUCAUUCCCAAAACGUACACAAUAGCCAACCAGCUUCCACUCAAUAAACUCAGCGAAUUACUGCGCCAGGACCUGGCUGCUGCUGGAUUCACAGAAGCCCUGACAUUCGCUCUGUGCUCUGUAGAUGAUAUCUCUGAUAAGCUUGGGAUACCAGUCUCUGCCACUAAAGCUGCACAUAUCUCCAACCCUAAAACAACUGAAUUUCAGGUGGCUCGCACAACUCUUCUCCCGGGGCUGCUGAAAACCAUUGCAGCCAACCGAAAAAUGCCCUUGCCUCUGAAGCUGUUUGAGAUCUCUGAUGUGGUUGUGAAGGAUCCCUCUAAAGAUGUCGGCGCCAGAAAUUAUCGACAUCUGUGUGCUGUUUACUACAACAAGAACCCUGGCUUUGAGGUGAUACAUGGCCUCCUGGACCGAACCAUGCAGCUACUAGCACUGUGCCCUGGGGAGAAUGGGUACCAGACUGUGCCCUGGGGAGAAUGGGUACCAGAUCAAAGCAUCACAAGAUAUGGGGUUCUGAGUUUAGUUCAGACUUGGACACUAUCCGCAAGGAGUUUGUGUUCUUCCCAAAUCUACACAUCUGGAGGUGUCCUCCAGUUUCCUCCCAGACUAUUAAAGCAUAUUGCAAUUGGCUCCUGA
This is a messenger RNA of Xenopus laevis (African clawed frog), 1996 nucleotides long. RefSeq names its product phenylalanyl-tRNA synthetase subunit beta S homeolog (gene farsb.S). The record is from RefSeq and is a predicted model, not a curated record. NCBI's taxonomy places the organism in Eukaryota, Metazoa, Chordata, Amphibia, Anura, Pipidae. Bases 221 to 1996 code for a protein of 591 amino acids. The transcript is spliced from 17 exons.